AUGCUUCACGUUCGUGCCUACAGCGGUCGGAGGAUCUGCAGCAUCAAUCCGGCGGAUCGCAAAACCCACCAAGGCCGGGUUCUCGACGACGUAGCAGUGAUCGCAAGCUUACACCUACGUGUACCUGCGACCCGGAUCAGCAUUCAUCCUGUCGAAGACUAUGUACAAGCGCCGUUCAACCCCGGGACGACCUGGGCCGACUGCGAAUGCCUCGUCGGCUCGACAGACUACGAACUGAUGGCAGUCGUCCGACAUUACCGAGACGGAGGAAUCCGUGAACUGUCCACAGCGAUCAAGAUGGAGCGGUACAAUACAGUCCACAGCUUGCUGGAAGACCUAGCGGACCCCAACAGCAUCAUUCGCCACGAGGCGGUCUACGGACUAUGCAGCCCCUUGAGCCUCGCCGCGCACACCAACUUUGGAUGUUCUUGCAUUGCAGAAGCACUCAUCGAAAGCCACGCCGACGUCGAUGGCAGGCAUUUCGACAAGAGUCCGCUGAUGGCAGCCUGUGAAAGUCAGAACACACGGAUGGCCAACUUUCUCAUUCAAGCCGGCGCGGAUGUCAACCGGGCCACCCCGUUCAGAGAAACCCCUCUAUUCAUCGCUACGUCAGCGAACUCGGCGCCACUGAUCCGCCUCCUCGCACGGAGCCAUGCAGACAUCAAUCAACAAGAUGCUCAGCAGCGCGGGCCCGUCGAACGAGCCUUCGAACACGAGGCGCUCCGGGCAGCCACGUGUCUCGUACGUGCGAAGGCACGGGUGCAGCCGUACACAACCGACAAGUGUCUACUGCACCAGGCCGCAAAUAGAGGCAGUAUCGCAUGGGUCAAGCUGCUGUUGGCGGCCGGCGCCGAUCCUCAGGGCAGAGACCAGCACGGACGACUCUCCAUGGACGUACGUCAACGACUGCCGACCUUUCUGCAGCGGCAACAGCUGAGGCGCAGCCUUGAGCCGGCUAUUCCCUCGCUCACUCACCGCGAUCCAUUCCGAGUCGAUCACGAGGCUCGUGCCCGCGAGUAG
This is a messenger RNA of Symbiodinium sp. CCMP2592, 1020 nucleotides long. NCBI's taxonomy places the organism in Eukaryota, Dinophyceae, Suessiales, Symbiodiniaceae. The record is from the annotation of a GenBank genome assembly.